AUGUGUGGACGAUACGCUUUGGGCGUGCGCUUGGCGUACAUCAGACACCGCCUGCAAGAACAAGGCAUGCAAGUGGAUGAAGCACCAGACGAUGAUGCAGUCAGAGAGACAUACAACUUUGCACCGGGCAACUUUGGUGCUGUCUAUCGCGCUGAUAUCACCGAUAAAGGGAGCUACGAUGCUCACCAAGAUGCUGAUAGCGAGCACCAGAAACAAGAUUCGGAAAAGGGAAAAGAUGAAGUGAGCUCAGAUGCUGAGCCAAUAGACAACGCAGUUAUCAAAUACAAACUCCAGAGCAUGAAAUGGGGUCUCAUCCCAUUCUGGACGAAGCGCCAGCCGGAUUACGGGUCCAUGAUGCGCACUAUUAACUGUCGCGAUGAUUCCUUGGCCAAAGAUUCGGGGAUGUGGACUACCAUGAAGCGACGAAAGAGGUGUGUUGUCAUCUGCCAGGGCUUUUACGAGUGGUUGAAGAAGGGGCCUGGAGGCAAAGAAAAGGUUCCACAUUUUAUCCGGCGCAAAGACGGGGAGCUGAUGUGCUUUGCUGGACUAUGGGACUGUGUUUCCUAUGAGGGUUCUGAUGAAAAGCUCUACACGUACACGGUGAUCACAACCUCUUCUAAUCCCUACCUGAAGUUCCUGCAUGAACGUAUGCCCGUCAUACUGGAACCCGGGAGUGAAGCGAUGAAUAAAUGGCUGGACCCCCGCCAAAAGACCUGGUCAAAGGAGCUUCAAUCGAUUCUCAAACCCUAUGAGGGCGAACUGGAGUGCUAUCCUGUACCCAAGGAGGUUGGGAAAGUUGGAAACAAUUCCCCGAACUUUAUUGUUCCUGUCGACAGCAAGGAAAACAAGAGCAACAUUGCAAACUUCUUUGCCAAUGCGAAAACGCAGGAAAAAUUAGAUCCCUCCCCAAAAAUGGAGCCUGGGUCGCCGAAAGUGAAGACGGACCAUGCCGAGGACCGCGCUACUGAGGAUUCAGAAUGGACCGAGGACAAUGCCCCAAAACCGGUGCCAGCUGUCAAGAGGGAGCAUACUCCAGAAGCUCCUGCUGACGCCGAGGAAAGUAAGAAGCGAAAUGUCAGUACAGAUCCAACGGAGCCAUCGCCGCAAAAGAAGAAGUUGCGCAGUGCUACCCACAAUAGCCCUAUGAAGAAGUCUGGUGGAACCAAGGCAGCAGAUGGAUCGCAACGAAUUACGAGUUUCUUCAACAAAUGA
Penicillium mononematosum is the source of this 1212-nucleotide messenger RNA. Its product is annotated as SOS response-associated peptidase. The transcript is spliced from 3 exons. Gene Ontology annotation, molecular function: single-stranded DNA binding. The record is from RefSeq and is a predicted model, not a curated record. The coding region runs from base 1 to 1212 and encodes 403 amino acids. NCBI's taxonomy places the organism in Eukaryota, Fungi, Ascomycota, Eurotiomycetes, Eurotiales, Aspergillaceae. Gene Ontology annotation, biological process: DNA damage response.